UCAAGGCUGCUUUAAAAGGGAGCAAAACAUUUUCAAAACUGUUAAUUGUGGGAGUGUUUUGUAAAGCAAUUCUUUAAACAUGGCUCUUGUUGGGAAGCUUCAGAGUGAAGUAGAAAUAAGCAUACCUCCCCAUAUAUUUUACAAACUCUUUAAAGAACAAAUUGCUAACAUUACAAAUAUUUCUCCAAAGUUAAUCCAAAAAGUUGAACAUCAUGAUGGAGACUGGAGCAAACAUGGUCACGGUUCCAUCAAAGUUUGGAAUUACACUAUCGAUGGUAAAGCCGAAGUUUUGAAAGAACGCGUGGAAUUCGAUGACAAAAAUCUUGUGGUAAGAAUGGUUGGAUUGGAAGGAGAUGUGUUUAAGCAUUACAAAACCUUCAUUGCAACAUAUCAAGUUGUCCCAAAAGGACUGGGUCGUAGCGUGAUAAUUUUUACCUUGGAAUAUGAGAAACUUAAUGAUGGUUCUCCUUACCCUGACAAGUAUCAUGAGGCUAUGGAUAACCUUGCUAAGGACAUUGAAGCUCACCUUUUAAAAGAUACGGUUCAACUUGUUUCCGCACGUUUGCCAUAAUUAAUAUGAUAUGAAUAAGCAUGUUGUGUUAGGGUUGAUUCUAUAAGAUGUUGUGAGGAUUUUGUAACACUAAAUAAUGGUUAUCCUCGUGUAAAAUAAAUGAAACUCAAACAUAAUUUUGUUUUAAAUAAUAUGUACUAUGCUAUCUUUUGAUAUAUAUAAUGUAUGGUUUCUCGGCUAUUUUCUUUGUCA
Messenger RNA from Cucumis sativus (cucumber), 763 nucleotides. RefSeq names its product MLP-like protein 34. The transcript is spliced from 2 exons. The record is from RefSeq and is a predicted model, not a curated record. Bases 80 to 571 code for a protein of 163 amino acids. Gene Ontology annotation, biological process: defense response. Lineage: Eukaryota; Viridiplantae; Streptophyta; Magnoliopsida; Cucurbitales; Cucurbitaceae.